CAGGCCCCGGGCCCUUCACGGUGCUCCGUUUCGACUGAGGAGGGGAGGGGGAGGCUAGGCGAUGCGAGAUGGGACUCGAAAUCCGGCUUAACGUACCUCAUCCUCUGUCGCGAUGAAGGGCGCACUUACAGACCGGCCAGCCUUUCCAUAUGGGGAUGGGGAAGCCUCGGCCUCGUGCUUUUCCUUGUCACAUUCGGACCCUUCGCCAUCUUCUACUUUGCCUUUUAUGUCCUCUGCUUUGUGACUGGGGGCUUUGUGGUCACGCUCCUCUUUGGAAGAACCGCUUCCGAGAAGUACCUGGAGCAGUGUGAGCACUCCUUCCUCCCCCCGACCUCCGCAGGGAUUCCGAAGUGCUUAGAAGAAAUGAGGCGGGAAGCUCGGACCAUUAAGAUCGACCGAAGAUUGACGGGUGCCAACAUCAUCGAUGAGCCUCUCCAGCAGGUGAUCCAGUUCUCCUUGCGGGAUUAUGUCCAGUAUUGGUAUUACACGCUGAGCGACGAUGAGUCUUUCCUCCUCGAAAUCAGGCAGACGCUCCAGAACGCCCUCAUCCAGUUUUCUACCAGGUCAAAGGAGAUAGACUGGCAGCCUUACUUCACUACGCGCAUUGUGGAUGAUUUUGGGACCCAUCUGCGAGUUUUCAGGAAAGCCCAGCAGAAGAUCACAGAGAAGGAUGAGCAGGCGAAAGGUUCGGCCGAAGACUUGGUAGAGACCUUCUUUGAAGUCGAAGUCGAGAUGGAGAAGGACACUUGUCGUGAUCUGGUCUGCACCUCUCCCAAAGAAGAAGAAGGAUUCCUUCGGGAUCUAUGUGAGGUCUUACUGUAUUUGUUGCUACCUCCUGGAGACUUCCAGAACAAGAUCAUGCGAUACUUUGUCAGGGAAAUCCUUGCGCGUGGAAUUCUUCUUCCAUUAAUAAGCCAACUCAGUGAUCCUGAUUAUAUUAAUCAGUAUGUCAUCUGGAUGAUUCGUGAUUCCAAUUGCAACUAUGAGGCCUUUAUGAACAUUAUUAAAUUAAGUGACAAUGUGGGUGAGCUCGAGGCCGUCAGGGAUAAGGCUGUGGAAGAAUUACAGUAUCUUCGCUCCCUCGACACCGCAGGUGAUGAUAUCAACACUAUCAAAAAUCAAAUUAAUAGUUUAUUAUUUGUAAAGAAAGUAUGUGACUCCAGAAUACAGAGGUUGCAGUCAGGCAAAGAAAUAGAUACUGUGAAGCUGGCAGCCCACUUUGGGAAACUUUGCACAGUCCCCUUGGACAGCAUUCUCGUAGACAAUGUUGCACUACAGUUUUUCAUGGAUUACAUGCAGCAGACUGGAGGCCAAGCUCAUCUCUUCUUCUGGAUGACGGUGGAGGGCUACCGAGUGACAGCCCAGCAGCAGCUUGAGGUGCUCUUGAGCCGUCAGAAAGAUGGGCGGCACCAGACCAACCAAACCAAAGGCCUUCUCCGAGCCGCUGCUGUUGGGAUUUAUGAGCAGUACUUGUCAGAAAAGGCAUCACCAAGAGUUCACAUUGAUGACUACUUGGUAGCCAAGUUAGCGGAUACACUGAAUCAUGAGGAUCCGACGCCUGAGAUUUUCGAUGACAUCCAAAGGAAGGUGUAUGACCUGAUGCUAAGAGACGAGAGGUUUUACCCAUCGUUCAAACAGAAUGUUCUCUAUGUGCGCAUGCUGGCCGAGCUGGACAUGUUAAAAGACCCCAGCUUCCGAGGCUCCGAUGAUGGGGAUGGAGAAUCUUUUAAUAGGUCUCCUACAGGGAGCAUAAAUUUGUCUUUAGAUGACCUUUCAAGUGUGUCUUCUGAUGACUCGGUGCAGCUCCACGCUUAUAUUUCUGAUACCGUCUGUGCUGACUGUGACCCCUAUGCUGUGGCAGGCGUGUGUAACGACCAUGGCAAGACCUAUGCCUUGUAUGCCAUCACUGUGCACCGGCGCGGCCCCAACAGCGACGAGAUCUGGAAGACCUAUCGCCGUUACAGCGACUUCCAUGACUUCCACAUGAGGAUCACUGAGCAGUUUGAGAAUCUGUCAAGCAUCCUAAAGCUCCCUGGUAAAAAAACAUUUAACAAUAUGGAUCGAGACUUUUUAGAAAAGAGAAAAAAGGACCUAAAUGCAUAUUUACAGCUCUUACUGACACCUGAGAUGAUGAAAGCCUCCCCUGCCCUGGCUCCCUACGUGUGUGACUUUCUGGAGAACAAAGCCUACAGCAAAGGCAAAGGAGAUUUUGCUCGUAAGAUGGACACAUUUGUAAAUCCACUUCGCAAUUCUAUGAGGAAUGUUUCAAAUGCAGUUAAAUCUCUUCCCGAUAGCUUGGCAGAGGGCAUGACCAAAAUGUCAGACAACAUGGGCAAAAUGUCAGAGAGAUUAGGACAAGACAUCAAACAAUCAUUUUUCAAGGUGCCUCCUUUAAUUCAGAAGACAGAUUCUGAUGCUGAACAUUGCCGAGUCUCAGCCCAGCUGGAUGACAACGUGGACGACAACAUCCCUCUUCGGGUCAUGCUGCUCCUCAUGGACGAGGUCUUUGACCUGAAGGAACGGAACCAGUGGCUGCGGCGGAACAUCAAGAACCUGCUCCAGCAGCUGAUCCGGGCUACCUACGGGGACACCAUCAACAGAAAAAUAGUGGACCACGUGGACUGGAUGACGUCUCCUGAGCAGGUGGCUGACUCGGUCAAGCGUUUCAGGGACGCCUUCUGGCCCAACGGCAUCCUGGCCGAGACGGUGCCGAGCAGGGACAAGGCCAUCAGGAUGAGGACCCGAGUGGCCGGCAAGACCAAGCUCCUGGAGAUCAUGCCUGAUGAGCUGAAGCACAUCAUCGGGGCCGAGACGACACGCAAGGGCAUCCUGCGGGUCUUCGAGAUGUUCCAGCACCAGCAGCUCAACAAGAGGAUGGUCUACGUGUUCCUGGAGGGCUUCCUGGAGACGCUGUUCCCCCAGUACAAGUUCCACGAGCUCUUCAACAAGCUGCACUCGCGCUCGCGGCACAUGAGGAGAUACAAGCAGAGGCUGCAGGCCGCCCCGCCGCCCCCCCUGCAGAAGAGGUGACGGCGGCCGCGCCGCUUUGCUCGUCUGGGCGGCAGCGGGGCCGCGCCAAGCUCGCAGCGUCGCCCCUUAGGCUCUUAGUACACCCACGAGACCCGGGCCGCCGCUCCUCCUCGCCCGCCGCCCCGCCGGGAGCCCGCGUGUGGGGACGCCGGGAGCGGGAGCGAGGCCGGCCGCUCCUUUCUGACCAGAGGAUGCGGGGGGACCUCCCCGAGGAUGGGGGGCUCCUCGGCCCGGCACCGGGAGCCCCUGUGAGGGGCGGCUCGGGGGGAGGGGUCCGGCCUCGGCCCGCGUCCCCCCGAGGGGGAGAGAGCUCGGGACGGCCCACCCGGAGAGCGACGUCCGGCCCGACACGCCCGAGGCCUGGACUGACGGUUAUGAAACUGGACUUUCACCCCAAUUCCUGUGCUCUUGUGAUGUAAAGAAAUAAAGCUGGGUCACAGUCGAGCUUGGUUGUAUCUGUUAUUCGGGGAUCACGAGUGAGCCCCGGACAGAGGAGGAGGCAGCGGCGCGCCCACACCUCCCGGCCUCCGUGCACACGGCCGGGUGGCCCCGCGCAGGAACGCUUCUGGCGCACGCACAGCUCCGAAGAGGAGGAGAGCAACGAGAAUGUUUUUCUAGAUACUUUUUUAUGUAAAGAGCCUGCGGAGACCCCGGGACUUCCCUGAGCUCCGCUCUGACGGAGCAGACGCACUCGCACUCAGGGCCGCUGGCUCGGGGCGUCCCCUGGCUCUGCCUUUGACAAACAGUGAACACUAAGAGCUUGAAGCUCCUUGUGGAUUCCUGAGCCAAGAUCCUGGGGGGGUGGAGCCCCCCGGCGUCAGCAAUACAGACGUGUGUGUACGUGUGCGUGUACAUGUGUGUGUGUGCAUGUGCGCAUCUCCAGCUAAGACAGGGCCCGGGAAGCCGGGGCCCCACCGCUGCCGCCGCUGGGGAGCUUCGCCCCGCGGCGAGGCGGCCUCUUCCUUCUCGGAGCCUCCUUUCAGCCUUUCUGGAAGCGGCUUCGUCGUGUCCUGCCUGCCCGGGAGUGCCGAGAUGACCCGCGAGCGUCCCCGGACGGAGAAGCCCGGCCCGUCGGGGCAGGCUCGAGAAGGGCUUCAGAGCAGAGCCGAGGGGGCGGCGUGGAGGCGUCCGAGACCCCAGAAAUGGGCCCGGCGCCAUCGCCACGAGCGCCACUUGUUAGGGACUCUCCGAGCAAGAAUCCCAAGCGCUGGUCCGGCUAACGACGGCGCCUCUUCCCGAGCGGCGUGCUCCGGCCGUACGGUCACCUCGGGCCAGCGUCCAGUCGGUGCACCGAGCUCCGGCGGGCACUGGAGGGGGCAGCUGCACAGACACCCGGCAGAAGCGCGGCGGCGUCUCCGAGGCGAUCCCAAGACGCGAAGCACGCGGUGCCUUCGGCAGGAGCUCCUCGAUCGGGUUUUCGGUGGUUUUGUCUCAGACGACGCCUCGCUGCCAGCUUGUCUUGGGUGAAGCUGGGGAGCGAGUCCCAAGCGCACCGCCGUGGCCGUGCCGGGCCCGCAGGAGGCCCGCGUAGCUCCGCUUUCUCUGGAAGGAGCGUGCGAGUCUGAAAACGGCCACGCGGCUUCUUCUGACUUGGGCUGCCGGCGUUUUAAGUGCGGCCAGACCACGUGCCGACGCUUUGGAGGUUCCCUCUUUAAAGGCCACAAUCUCAACUUUAAUCUUGUGCAAUAUGUUCAUUGAACGCAUGUGAACUUGACUACGUGUAAAAUAAAUGCAUUUGUACUGUUUCCAGGUUCCGCCGUCUUCUUCCCCCACAGCUUGCAUUCCGGGAAGACUGGCCAGUCCUGCCCUGUAGAACCCUCCCGUUCGGGGUGUGCCCGGGUUCUGUCAGCCCUCUCUGCCCAAUGGCGCGGCCAUUUGUGGAACUGGAGGAAAAGUACGAACGUGUUCAUUUGGGUUUGCGACAUGUUCUGUCCGCCAAGAAAGCUGAAAACUGUUACACUAAUAAAGUAUUAACAAAUGUC
Monodelphis domestica (gray short-tailed opossum) is the source of this 5012-nucleotide messenger RNA. NCBI's taxonomy places the organism in Eukaryota, Metazoa, Chordata, Mammalia, Didelphimorphia, Didelphidae. The record is from RefSeq and is a predicted model, not a curated record.